AAACAUUUUAAGAUAUUCCCUACUUCUCCUUCUCCUAAACAUAUUCAUUAUAUCCAACACACAAUCAACAUGGCUACUAUCCUUUUGGCCAUUGUGAUUGCCACCCUUUUCACUGCAAACCCUAUUUCUUGCGCCAAGCAAUCCAAAAUAACUGGCAUGAAAAUGAACGUCAUUGAUCAAUGUUGGAGAUUGAAUCCCCAAUGGAGGAGCCAUCGAUCGCAACUCGCCAGCUGCUCCAUUGGCUAUGCGGGCAAGAUGAUGAACAACAUUGGCAAUGACCUCGUCUAUUAUGAAGUUACUGACUCUAGUGAUGACCCCAUUAACCCUAAGCCUGGUACCUUGCGGUAUGGAGCUUCUAUGAUUCAACAAAAAGUUUGGAUUACAUUUAAAAGCGACAUGAAAAUCACAUUGGCCAAACCCCUUCUCAUUAGUAGCUUUACCGCCAUUGAUGGUCGUGGCACCAAUGUCCACGUUGCUAAUAAUGCAUGCUUCAUGAUCUUUAAGGCAACGAAUGUAAUAAUCCACGGCAUUCGAAUCCAUCAUUGUAAAUCACAAGCUCCUGGUUUGGUGGUGGGUCCAAAUGGGAAGGUAAUUUCAUUGGGUCAAGUUGAUGGCGAUGCAAUCAGACUAGUCACUGCCUCAAAGAUUUGGAUUGAUCAUAAUACACUUCAUGAUUGCGAAGAUGGUCUUCUUGAUGUUACACGAGGUUCCACUGAUGUCACUAUCUCUAACAACUGGUUCCGAAACCAAGAUAAGGUUAUGCUUCUUGGCCAUGACGAUGGAUAUAUUAGAGACCGGAACAUGAAAGUUACCGUUGUCUACAAUCAUUUCGGACCGAAUUGCAACCAACGCAUGCCAAGGAUCCGUCAUGGAUAUGCACAUGUAGCAAACAAUCUUUAUCAGGGAUGGAUGCAAUAUGCUAUUGGUGGAAGCAAAGAACCCAGCCUCAAAAGCCAAUCUAACCUCUUCAUAGCACCUAAAUCCGGGAACAAGGAGGUGACAUGGAGAAAAGGCAGUAACGAAAAUGGGGAUAGAUGGGAAUUCCAUUCAGUAGGGGAUGUUUUUGAAAAUGGAGCGUCUUUCACGGCAACUGAAGGAGGACGUGUGCCAAAACCCAAUUAUAGUGAGGAACAACGUUUUAAAGUUCUUGAUGCUAAGUCUGUUAGAUUUUUGACAAAAUCCUCUGGCGUACUACGAUGCACCAACAAAAAAUCUAUUUGCUAAAUUACUCUCUGUAAUUUACCUCACAUUACCAACAACAAAUGUAUUUGCUGAAUUCCUCUCAAAUGUAUUCAAUGAGCCUUAUGAUGAAUUGAGGACUAAUUUAUAAGUACCUUAUAAUUUACAUAUAGUACGGAAGAAAAAUGUACUCAAUUACUUAAUGCUAUGAAGUGA
Messenger RNA from Arachis duranensis, 1395 nucleotides. Its product is annotated as probable pectate lyase 4. The coding region runs from base 70 to 1224 and encodes 384 amino acids. Gene Ontology annotation, molecular function: pectate lyase activity. The transcript has 4 exons. NCBI's taxonomy places the organism in Eukaryota, Viridiplantae, Streptophyta, Magnoliopsida, Fabales, Fabaceae. The record is from RefSeq and is a predicted model, not a curated record.